Messenger RNA from Lachancea nothofagi CBS 11611, 12306 nucleotides. NCBI's taxonomy places the organism in Eukaryota, Fungi, Ascomycota, Saccharomycetes, Saccharomycetales, Saccharomycetaceae. The record is from the annotation of a GenBank genome assembly.
AUGUACAGUAAAAGAGAUGCAAUUGAAAGUACGGAUGCGAUAUUUGUGACUGAGAUAAGCAAACACUGCUUCAAAGUGGCCGUGGGCCUCUUCAGCGUGGAUUCAGAGCAAUGCCAAUUCGAAAAAUUCAGUGAACUUAACACAACAACAAUAGCGAUAUUUGCAGCAGAUCAAGACGUUCGAGCUUUAGUCUUACGCAAACUAGAAGAUGGGUCAAUAUUGGCCUCGAUAUAUGCGGAAAAUGAGCCCAAGCACAUGGAAAGAGAUGCCAUCCUGGUAACAAUUGUGAAAAGCGCACUUGCGUUGGACCCCAAUGUUGCAAUCGAGAACCAAACAUUCGUGCUGAGUACGUCGCACGAUAUGCCACUCACUGCUUUCAGUAGUUUGAUAACUACUGGCAUGUCGUCACUUUUCGAGCAUGCAGUGAGCUCUGGACGACUAAUCGAGGCCAAUGAAAGCUCUGUUCAUGAUAUGCGUUCCAAAAUCAAGGGUUUUUCAGAGCUUUUAAAAAAUGUCAAGACUUUAGUUGUAACACCAGACCUGCUAUCAGCGGUUCAUCCCCUCGUUAGACAAAUAGUAGCCGAAGGCGCCACUGUCGACAACACGAGUAGUUUUAUAAGUGAAGACCAGCUGAAAGACUCAUCAUUCCUUAACACUUUGCAGACCACCGUGAUUAGCUGGACUAAUUCGCUACAGGUUUUAACGGCCUUGACGCGGAAAGUAGAAGAUGGAACAUCAUCAGAUGAGAUCCUUUUUUGGAGAGAUCUUGAGAGCGCUCUCAUCUCCGCCCAGGAACAAGUUCGCGCCCCAGCUACACAACUAACAAUACUAAUACUUCAAGAGGCGCGAAGGCUUCAAACUACCUUUCUACUGGUUAGCGAUUCCGUUCUUACCAAACGAUUAAAAGAGGUGAAGCUCUAUAACCAAUUUUUAACUGAAUUGCCCACUGCGGAGCUGCAAGCAGCGAAUUCACUGGAAGAGCUGCGAAAUGCCCUCACUGGUCUAAGUUUUGGUCUGAAGAGGAUCAAAAGCUUUAAUUACCCGAUUCCACGGGUGCAGGCACUCGUGGGACUUUUAGCAGCUGAGUUCAUACUCAAAAUCAAAAGCCUCCCCUCUACAUUGAACACUAUGGAGCACGCUGACUUCGAACACGCAGUGGAUUCUCUAGAGUCGUUACUUCAUAAAUGGGAUGAUAUAAUACAAGACUUGACCUUAGUGUUGAGGGAAGUUACGCGAAAAAGAUCUGAAAAAUUUGUUACAGUGAAGCUCAACUCCCACACCGAGAAUUUGAAAUCAAGGAUCAACGAGAUUAAGGUAUUGAGAAAUAGUAGCUGCCUUUUAAUGAACGACGUUUUGAAGGCAGGGCUUACCAAAUAUGCAUAUUUUGUUAGCGACGCGUUUGAGCCCCUACUCUCUAUUGACUGCUUGAAAUGUCCGGCUGAUAGAUGGCGAGUUGUGAAAGAUACUUGUACUCAACGUGUGUGUUCUCUGGAAAUGAAAAUUUCUGGAAAUCUUAGAUUCAAUCUUAAUUCUUGUGUUUCAACUGGCGAAAUGUUCUCAGUACUCGAAUGCUUUGGACCUCUACUAGAGAGACCUAGACUACGGGUUGGCCUACAAGACUAUAACGAAAUAUUACUGAACUCAGUUUUGGCUGACUUAUCGCGAUUACAACAAAGGUUAUCUGAUCAAUUAACAGAUUUGCAGGUUUCGCGUUUGAAGAACCUACCUCCCAUUUCCUCCAAUGUGAUGCGUAAUCAAAGCGUCAAAAAGAGGAUCAUGGCAAUAAUGUCAAAGUUGACACUGCUACUUGGUGUUGAAUGGAACAGAACGGAAGAGGGCUCUGUUGUUUUCAAGGAGUGUAAUCUAAUGUUAGAGAACAUGAAUGAUAAUAAAACAGUUAAGAAUUGGCUUUCUUGUGCAGCUUCAAAACAAAACGUGUUUGAGAAACCAAUUUUUGAAGUUCAGAAAGAAGGUACCGAGUAUCAUUUGCGCGUCACCUCUGAUCAACUGUUUUAUAACUCGUUUAAAGAAGUAAGGAAUUUGAAGUGGAUGGGAUAUGACGUGCCGCGUACAUCUGAAAAAUUUGCAGCGUCCAUCAGAACUAUCUACCCCAAAGCAGUGCAAUUGGGUGAGCUAGUGCAUACCUUUACAAGUAUUGCCAAACGGGUCAACGAAAGACCUUUCCUCAAUUCUCUUCUGUCAGAUCACGUUCAAGAAGCACUCAAACUUUUGAGGCAGUCCGUAGGGGUUAAAUGGAAUGUUUUUACACUGAAGCUCAGCACUCCUACUGUAUUGCAUGAUUCAAAGAGUGGCGAGGGGUUUGAUAAGCCAAUGUCCCUGACGAGGUUUCAGAGCCUUUGCUCGGAAAUUAUAAGGGCUUAUGAUGAAAUGGAAGGAUUGGAUGAAUUACUGAUAUCCGCACUGAGAUCAUUAUCAGGCGAGAAGUACUCUGUACAAGCUCUGAAGUCCUGGCUACAACAAAUUUCUUGCCUAAAGGAAAGACUACGAAGCCACAAUCUCGGGAAUUCAUGCAGGUUUCAAAAUCUGUUGGAUUCAGCGGUUGAGAAUAGUUUAUUAGAAGUGGCUGAUAGAGCAUUGAGAUCCAAUGAACUACCUCAACAGUUUCACACCAUCAGCAUUGAAAAUGGAAGCGUAAUGACAUCUCCGCCAUUACAAAGAACGAAAACAGUUUGGAUGCGCCACGUUCAAUUCAUUUUUGAGAAUACGAUCUACCUAUUAAACAUUUUCUGGGAAUCAAGUGAAAUCGAUCACAUAAUAAAAGCUAAGAUAGGGUGUUUCACAAGGAAAAUAUCGGUGCUCAUGGGCGAAUCCCUAAAAGAGCAGCGCUCUGUACUUAUAACGGGAUGCUCAAUGAUAGACAUGUGGAAGAAAUAUGAGACUUUAUGGAAAGUGUCCGAAGAGGAGUUACUUGGUUGCACAAUGGACUUAAGUCACUGUUAUUCGAUUUAUUCUGAUCUGCGAAACGAUAAAAAGGUUAUCAACACUAUGCGAUCAAAGUUGAAGAUAGCUGAUUCGCUAUCUUUUUCUAUUCAGCAAAUCAAGUCAGAUGUGCAGAAUAUGCUUCAAAAUUGGGAAAAGGUACUUUUGCAAAGAAUGAUCUUUUUGUACACGCGAUAUUCUUAUACGUUUCAUCAAGAGCUUAUUGAAUGUCGACAAUUUUUAGAGGCAAAAAAUGUCUCAAUUGAGGCAAUCUCUUUGGAGGACCUUCAUGAAAUGAUAGCAACCAUUGAUCAAUACCAGAAAACUUGGAAUGUGACGGAGGAAAACCUUGUACUUUUUCACUCUGUCAAUAAACUUAUAGCAGAUGAAAUUCUGGCAUCCACAUGCAAAGCUGUCCCCAUUGAUCAGUUAGAAAUGGAAGUGAAAUCCAUGAAACAAAUUCUCGAGAAAAGGUCAGCGUGGAUUAAAGAAAGGUCACCAAUAGUUUCCAAUAGGCUUGAUAUGUGGUAUGCAUCCAUUACAGAGUCCUCUAUUUCCCUUGAGAAUAAAUGGAAAACGAAUAAGCCUGUUUCUAGCGAGAUGACUCCAUCGUGUGCUCUCGCAGUGAUUCAAUCAAUAGAAAAUGCGGCGAAAGACCUCAAGAUUCGUUUCAAAAAGCUCAACGAAAUUAGCAGAAUUCUUUUUUUGGCUACCAGAGAUCAUGAUCUCCUAGUGGAUGUAGUAUCCGAUAUUGCCGAUCAUCGAUUAGCUUGGGAAGCAAUCAGCGCUAAAUGGAUAACCCUUCAACAAAUAAAGGAUAAAAAAUGGACGGACAUCGAAUUACCCGAGGUUAAGCAGCAGCUUAAUGAGCUUAAGAAAGAGCAGCACAAGAUCACCAAUCAGCUGGUCCUAGGGUCAUUUUUUACCCAGAUUCGCUUUAUCUUGAGCUCCUACAAAAAACUUGAAGAACUCAAAGAUCAAUCCUUAAGACCGCGCCAUUGGGCCUCAAUUUUUGAGGAAUGUAAUGCUGCUUUAACCUUCAAAAAUCGGGAAGUAUCAGACAUUACUUUAGGUGACGUCUUGUCCUUAAAUGUCAAUUCAAAUGAACAUGCUAUUUCUCGAGUGUUAAGAGAGGCAAAUUCUGAAGCAGUACUUGAAGCUGCCUUGAGUACCAUUGGUGAACAUUGGAAGGAAACAAAGUUUAAGCAAACACAACACGCAAGUGGAUUGCUAAUUGUCAAAGAAUGGAAAUACUUAUUCGAAAUGAUAUCAGAUGACAUGGAGACAUUAUCAUCCAUGAAGAAUUCGACCCAUCACAACCCGUUUGAGCAGCAAAGUUUAAGCUGGGAUCUGAAACUUAAUCAGAUGGCUGCCAUUCUGACAGAUUGGGCCGAGGCCCAAAAAUAUUGGUUGCAUUUGCAUGGUGUCUUGUCCCAUAAUAAUAAUGCCGACUUUCUGCGGCCAGAGACAACGAAAUUCGAAAGCGUGAGCUCAAAUUUCACGAGUCUUUUAUCCAGGGUGCUUCAAUCAGAUGUUGUAUUAGAUAUUUUGAAUGUGAGAGACUGCCAUAAGCUUCUGAAAUUAAUCGUGGACUCUUUGAAAAAGAUUAUGAGCUCCCUCAAUGAAUAUUUAGAGACGCAGCGAGAAAAGUUCCCGCGCCUUUACUUUUUAGGAAACGAGGACCUUCUUCAAUUGAUGGGAGCUCCUCGAAAUCUUAAGGAAGCUUCGAGGCACUUGAAUAAACUGUAUUCUGGCGUUUCUGGUUUCAUAUUUGACGACAGCUUAGUAAUCGGCGUACGUUCUCAAGAGAACGAGUCACUGGAAUUUCAAACUCCAUUGAAAAUGGACGACCAUCGCGAAAUGAAAGAUUGGUUAGAAGAACUUGAUAGCAGCAUCAAAACUACGGUUUUAACCGCCACCGAGACCUGCCUCAAACGGCUAAAGCUUGACGGCUUCAAAUUCUUCGGGCAGGUAUUCGAACAGUUCUCUUUCCAGGCUCUUCUGCUAGCAAUUCAGAUUCGUUGGACUUCGAUAAUCGAUGACUCUUCUCACAUGGACGAUUUUUCCUCGACUUUGAGCGAAGUUCACAGCGUGCUUGAUAUUUUAGUUUCAUUGACGCAAAGUUCUAAAUGUUUGCUCAGACGAAGAAAGGCCGAAUCUCUUAUUGUCGAAUGCAUUCACACCCAGUCACUAUUACAAAGAAUGGCCUAUUCAGACUUACAUGUUCGUGAAAGCGUAUGGGGCAACACUCUCAAGUACUACUAUGAUAGUACAGCUCCCAAAUGGGAGAGAAUAAAUGUGCGCGUUGGAAACCACAGCUUUUGCCACGGCUUGGAAUACAUCGGAGUUCCUGAGAGGCUUAUAUACACGCCUCUUUUGGAAAAUUGUUUUACAGCCAUGGCGCACGCUUUGGCUCAGAAAAGAGGAGGUUCUCCGUUUGGCCCAGCGGGAACAGGAAAGACAGAAACCAUCAAAGCUUUUGGCCAAAAUUUGGGAAGAAUGGUCUUGGUCUUUAAUUGUGAUGAAUCAUUUGACUUUCAAUCCAUGGGAAGGUUAUUGUUUGGAAUAGCGCAAGUAGGUGCUUGGGGCUGUUUUGACGAGUUCAAUAGACUUGACGAGAGUAUAAUGAGCGCCGUAGCAUCCCAGAUAGGAGAAGUGCAGGAUGCGCUUUCUGAGGGCAAGAGUGGUUUCUGUUUACUUGGCAAAUCUGCUUCUCUUAAUAGUAAUACCGGUGUCUUCGUUACAAUGAACCAUGGCUACAGAGGGAGGCGAGAACUUCCUGACAACCUAAGGAAGAAAUUUAGACAAUUCUCUAUGAAAAAGCCGGAAAUUGUGAUAAUUGCAGAGGUCAUUCUUGCCACGCUUGGUUUCAAAGAAGCUAAGCAAAUGGCACUCAGAAUAAGCAACUUCUUAAAAGAACUACAAAGCCUUUGCUCGAAGCAAAAACAUUAUGAUUUUGGCCUGAGAGCCAUGAAGGGGAUUCUUAGAAACUGCAGAACUCUUAGACUCGCCCUACGGGAAGCUAGUUUUGAGGAUGUACUAUUUCAGAGCUUACAUCAGUUGCUUGCACCAAGACUUAUAGAAGCUGAUGAAAUCGUCUUUCGCGAAGUGUCCUCACGCGUGUUCCCUAGUGUCGAGUUUCGAAUUUUCGACGAGCAUUUCAAAAGCUGCUUCGAGGAGAUCUGCUUGGAUCAGGGUUUGACUGCCACUGACACUUUCAUCCAAAAAUGCAGCCAGUUCUUCCACAUACAGAAAUCCCAACAGGCCAUUAUUAUCAGUGGCCGUCCUGGAAGUGGUAAAACUAAUGUUUGGAACACGACGUUACGGUGUAUGAAACUGAUGUCUGGGAUUGAUAAUAUCGUCUACAUCAUUGAUUCUAAAGUUUUAAGCAAAAGCGAAUUGUAUGGAUCCCUGGACCCAGUAACAUUUGAGUGGUCAGACGGUCUAUUUACUUCAAUUCUGAGACAAAUCACUCAAGACUCUGUAGGGAAGUUUCGAGACGCCCGUUUAUGGAUAGCGUUUGAUGGUGAUUUGGAUCCAGAUUAUGUGGAGACCAUAAAUAGUGUGCUGGAUGACAAUAAGGUAUUCACCUUACCAAAUGGUGAGCGUCUCAACAUACCGCCCCAUUUGAGCUUCAUUUUCGAGGUCGAGAAAUUAGAAGUAGCAACACCAGCCACCAUUAGCCGUUGCGCAGUAAUUGUGCUAAACCGCCCUACUUGCUUUCCGUCAGCAAUGCUGCAACACAGCUUGGUAAACUCCAUCGAUAAAAUGGCUAUAAAGUCACGAGUGGGAGAACAGCGGGCAACCGAAUUAUGCAAGAUACUGACUGAUACAUUUGGCCAUACUUUGAACGAUCUUUACACUAUAGCAGAAAGCCUGCCAAAAACAAUCGAUUCGACUCUUAAUGGCGCCGUGGAAAUGUUUGUGUCUCUUACUUGUUCACAGGUUUUACAAAACUUUGGGGCUACCGAAGCGACAUCGAAGAAUUCCUUCGAAAACUUCGUAAAAACCUCCUCGUACAUUAACAUUACUUGGGCGAUGGUUGGCUCCUGUGAUCAAGAAAACAGGUAUAUUUUCGAGACGCGUCUGAGAGAGCUACUAAGUAUCCCAACAAGCUCCAUAGCGGCUGGUGCAUCUAUUACUGACUAUUGUAUGCAGCCCGGAGAUAAAAGCCCAACUUCACUAUCAAAGUAUGUUCCUUAUGUUUCGCUUGAGCCCCACGAAGUGCUCUCUCCGGACUUAAUGAUUGCCACGAUCGACACAAUCAAGCACGAGCGCCUAAUUUUUGAUCUUCUCUACGCUGGAAAAUCGCCAAUUUUAUGUGGGCCUCCUGGUUCAGGUAAGACUAUGACAUUAUACAACUCGUUGAAAAAGUCAAAGAAAUUCGAUCUUGUAGGAUUGACGUUCUCUAAAGAAACAUCCGUUAAUACAUUUCAAAAAACGCUCAAACAUCAUACUUCUUUGAUAGAGAACGCGAAGGAAAUCGUAAUGAGGCCAAAAUCGUUGACCAAGAAUCUCGUUAUUUUUUGCGAUGAGAUAAAUUUGCCGCGAGCUGAUGAUUAUGGUGAACAACCUGUGAUAUUAUUUUUGAGGCAAAUAUUGGAAAAAGAAGGUUUUUGGGAUGUUGAAAAGCACAAAUGGGUACGCUUGGAAAGAAUUCGCAUUGUUGGGGCUUGUAAUCCACCAGAUGGUAAGACAAGAAAGGAAUUCAGCAAGCGAUUCACAAGGCUUACGCCCAUUUUAUCAGUAGCAUACCCUGGUAAGGAUUCAAUGCUGCAUAUCUAUGAAACGUUUUUCAAGGCCAUUUUGAAAUUAACUCCAGAUUUUCGAGAGUAUUACAAAGAAUUCGCACACGCAUCUGUUGAAGUUUAUUACAGAUGCAGACAGCAGUUCACCAUGGAACGUCAUAUCCACUACGUCUACUCACCCCGCGAUUUAACCAGAUGGAUAAAAGGAGUUUAUUUUAUUCUAACAAACUCAUCCAUUAAAACUUUAUCUCAACUGAUAGAAAUAUGGAUAUAUGAAGGGCUGCGUCUGUUCUCUGAUCGCCUUGUUGAGUCAUCGGACAUAAUUGCAUUCGAAGAGAUUAUUGAGGAUAUAGUGUCGAAGUUUUUACCAAAUCAAUUACAAGGACAUUAUGCAAUGAAAGAUAUUCUUCUUUCUAACUGGGUGACGACAGAGUAUCAGAAAACCACUAGACUUGAACUAGCUUCUUUUGUAAAUGAGAGGUUAAAGACGUUCGAAGAAGAAGAACUUGAAUGCUCUUUAAUAGUGCAUGAUAAUUUGAUCGAUCAUAUGGUAAGAGUCGAUAGGGCCCUCAAGCAGGAGCAGGGCCACUGUAUUUUGGUUGGUCCUAGCCGCAGUGCAAAACGUUCUCUUGUAAGAUUUGUAUCAUGGAUCAAUGGUAUGGAAGUGAUGCAGCUUAUUGUACAUCGCAAUUUUCAUAUUAUGGACUUUGAUAGGAUGUUAAGGUCUGUUAUGAUCAAAUGCGCCGUAGGACAGCAAAAAGUUGUGUUGAUGGUAGACGACUCAAGUAUUCUGGAAUCAUCCUUCAUUGAGAGAAUGAACACCUUAUUGGCUAAUUCAGACGUUCCAGGUUUAUUUGAGGCAGAGGAGCGGGCUAAAUUAAUCGCCGAGCUCUCGCAAAAGUCAGAACAACUAGGGUUACUCUUAGAUGGAGAGGAUGAACUGUAUGCCUGGUUUACUGAGCUUAUUUCACGCAAUCUUCACGUCAUUUUUACUAUUAACGACCCGGAAUCUCCAAGCGCAGUAAACGUUAUUAACUCACCCGCACUUUUCAACCGCUGCGUGUUGAACUGGGUAGGACAUUGGUCUGAUAGAACAUUUACUCAAAUUGGUAAACAUUACGUCGAAUGGAUGCCACUUGAACACAAGUCAAAUCGUCAAAUCUCGACAGAAGCCGUCAACCACAAGGGUAACAUUAGCAAUCUACUUGUUGAUAUUGCAAUUCAGACGUUCAAGAAAUAUCAAAGUGUACAAAGUGAGCCAGUAACACCGGGCAAGUUUUUAGACCAUCUGGUAGAGUUUCAAGAAGUUUAUGCCGAUAAAUCUUCCAAACUUGAGCUUUCGCAGCGCUUCAUUGCGACUGGUGUAGAUACACUAAAAGAAACAGUCCUAAGGGUAAAAGAUUUGAGUGCCGAAUUGCUGGUAAAGGAAGAAAUGCUCAAACAAAAAGAACAAGAAGCACGAAGUACCCUCGACACAAUGCUCUUCACUCAGAAUGAAGCCGAACGGAAACACGAGGCCACGGUUGGAAUUAGAAAGAUUUUAGAAGUGCAGGAAAAAGAGUUGACUUCUCGAAGGGCGCAAAUUGUAAAGGACCUUGCGCUCGUCGAACCAGAAAUUCUUGAAGCUCAAAGGGGUGUUAACAACAUCAAGAAACAACACAUGACUGAAAUCAGAUCCAUGUUCAAUCCUCCCAAUAACGUCAAAUUGACUUUGGAAGCUGUUUGCAUUAUUCUCGGACAGAGCUUGAAGGAAUGGAAGGACAUACAACAAUUUGUGCGUAAGGACGAGUUCAUUUCAAGCAUUGUUCAUUACGACACUAAUAAAAUGAUGAAUGCAUCUACUAGGAGUUUUGUGGAGAGGGAGUACCUUUCAAAACCUAACUUCAACUUUCACGCUGUCAAUCACUCAAGUAAAGCAUGCGGGCCUUUGUUUCAAUGGAUUGUUGCUCAGGUAAAGUAUUCUUCUAUGCUUACAACUGUAAUACCUCUAAAAAAUGGGGUGGCACAAAUUGAGCAGGAGAUGUUGCAAACCAAAGCUCGGUUGCUGGCGGCUGAAGAUAUGAUUAUCGACUACCAAAAGAUCGUCGAAGAUUCCAAGCAAGAAUACAGCGAUAUUAUCAGAGAGAAAGAAUUCAUUAAAACAGAGCUGCACCAAGUACAGCAGAAGGUCUCGCGCUCUGAGAAGCUUGUGAAAAGUUUGGCAUCAGAAAAAUUGCGCUGGUCGGACAGUAUAUCUACUUUUGAUGAGUCAAAGAAUAGCCUGGUGGGUGACUGUUUUCUCUCUUCGCUUUAUGUGACUUACUGUAUUGGCCACAAUGAAAAUAUGAGACGAGACCUCACCAACUAUGCCAAAAGUCUACUUGGGUCGAAUGAUAUCGAAUUUGAGUACAACUACAGCUUCAACAACCAUGUAAUUGAUUUUCAAGAAAGGUCUGAUUGGGUUUCAAAGGCGUUACCUGAUGAAAAUUCUUGUAUUGAAAACUUUUACAAGAUAUUGAAAGGGCCACAAUACCCUUUCGUGAUAGAUCCCGAGGGUAGAGUAGCUGAGGCAAUUCAGAAUUAUUUUGGAAGUUGUUUGACAGUCACAAGCUUUCUUGACAAUGGCUUUGUGAAAAGGCUUAUAAAUGCCUUGCGAUUUGGCGGUAAAAUUAUGAUCCAGGAUGGUGAUUAUUUUGAUCCUAUAAUAUCGUUGCUUAUUGCUAAGGAGUUCAAGAAAGUAGGUGGGAAAGACACUGUGACAAUUGGUGAUAGUAAUAUUGAUAUUGCACCCGACUUCAAGUUAAUCAUCUCCACUAAAAAUGCGCGCUGUAGGAUAUCAAGUUUUGUCAGAGCGAGAAUGGCCAUUGUGGAUUUUGCUAUAGAUAAAGAUUCACUUGAAUCUCAAUCGCUUGAGCAUGUUUUAGCACAAGAGAGGCCUGAGCUUUAUAAACAGAGAAAAGAAUUAAACAUGCUAAACGGAAAGUAUAGGCUUCGUUUAAAUUCACUGGAGCAGCAAUUGCUAGAAGCGCUCAACGGAUCAGAGUGUGGUUUAUUGGAAAAUGAUGCUUUAAUUUCUACGCUUGAAAAGCUCAAAGUUCAAGCCACGGAGGUUGAGGUCAAGAUCAAAGAAACAAAAGGGGUAAUAGAAAAAGUUGAUUUGGCUGUUUCAGAGUACAAGAUAUUGAGCUAUCAUGCGUUGAAGCUCUAUUCCUUCAUAGAGAGACUAGCGGUUUUGCAUUGGAGUUAUCACAUCUCAAUAGUCACUUUUCUGGAGUGCCAGAAAUCAAUUUUCAAUGAAAUUUUACCUUCGAACGCUAACAGACCACAACAGCUAUUAUUGGCUUUCUAUAAGAAAGUCUUCGAGAUUGUUUCUACUGGUAUGUCGGAAGACCACAGAUCUGCAUUUGUUGUGCUUCUUUUCAUAUCUUUCUUUGAAUCAGAAGGAUCUCGUUCCCUAAAUGAUGCUACGAAGGAAUUCAUGAUGGCUAUUCGUGAUGAACCAAGCGCUGAUACGUUACACUCAUUGCUAAAUAACGAAGGCUUUGCUUUCGACCAAACCGUGGUAUUGGAGUUUGUUCAAGAGCUUAGACAAGCUAUCAGCACGAGGUCUAUCCACUCUGCAUUACUCACAAGUGAAAAGUUUCUUCAGGGAACGAAACCCUCCAGCCUUUACGACUUACUAUCGAAAUGGAGCAAUUCUCCAAUUUUACUGGUAUCGGAGAGGGGAACGGACGGCACCUAUCGUAUAUCUCAGUUAGCGUCCCAAAUGUCUCGCAACUUAUCUAUUGUUUCUCUUGGAUCUUUAGAAAGCACAGUAAUGGCGGAAACAGCUCUUUCGUCCUGCAGUCAAUCCGGUGAUUGGUUACUUUUGCAAAAUUUGCAAAUGUCCGCAGAUUGGGUCCAGUCCGUAUUAACAAGACGUCUGGAAACAAUGUUGAAGGAGCCUCAUACAUCCUCAAACUUCCAUGUCUUCCUCACUUGUGAGCUUGAAGGAAAUCCUUUACCACCACCCUUAGUGCAAAGCAGUUGGCAUCUGGUACAUGAGGGUAAGAGAGGUGUAUUGGAGACAGCAAAUGACAUAUGGAGUACGUUAUCGCACCUUCCACCUGUCUCACCGCCCGAAAAAUUAUACAUUUAUUUUCUCUUGGUGUGGUAUCAUGCCCUUUUGGUCGAAAGUAGUCGGUUGGCUCCGCUAGCAUUUACCAGAAAGUACGACUUUAGCGAUGCCGAUUUUGCUGCCGGAAUUUACUACUUGGACACUCUAUUCAGUUGGUUUGAAAGCACCGAGAGAGGAUUUGACCAUGAGGUCAUCCCAUGGGUGGCAUUGAGAUUCAACAUUGGGACGAUAAUUUACGGAGGCAAAAUCGAUGAUGAGAAAGACCUUGAGCUGUGUACCAAUCUAGCCUCUAACAUUUUUAGAGAAGAUGCACUGAAUGCAGGUUUCGAAAUUAUGCCCGGAGUGCUGGCUCCCGAAAAAACACACGAGUGGGGAAGUUUUCAAAAAUGGCUUUCUGAUUGCCAGCCACUCGAAAAUUGCCUUCAAUUGCUUGGGUCUGUCCAAGAUGUUGAAAAUGGAGAACAGAAAGUUCGAACUCAAAAAAUCGCUGAUUAUGUGGUACAACUUCUCGACGACUAUUAA